AUGGAUUCGGAGUCUGACCAGUCAUUUGAACAAAGAAUCUCUGAAGAUUCAAACAUCAGAAGACAAUAUCAGCGUCCAAAAAUUAAAAAAGGAGUUGUUUUUGGAUUCCGACAAUACCGCGUUGUGGUAGUAUGCCUCGGCCUGCUGGACACGGGGCUGCUGAUCGCUGCGUUGGUCUUGGGCAUUUACUGUGCCAGGGCCAAAGACAUGCAGCAGGUCUCAGAUUCGGCUUUUGCACCCCUCGUCAUUGAGAGAGACUUUCUGCGGAACCAAAGUGACCUGACAAAAGCCUCGGCGACGGUUCAGAAGCUGGAGUCUAGACGCAAAGAUCAGACGAUUCUCAAGCUCAAGGUGAAACAGCUCCAGGUCGUGGGGGACCACCUGCAGAGCCACAUUCUGCUGCUGAGAGUGACACAGACAGACCUGGAGGCCAACAAAACUCAACUGGAGAGAAGCUGUGGCAGAUGUCCUCCUGGAUGGUUGCUUCUCAAAACGUCGUGCUAUUUUUUCCACAUUCCUUUGUCCAACUUCAGAAAGAACUGGCCAGACAGCCGAGCCGACUGCGUGAGCCGAGGUGCCGACCUGCUGGUCAUCAACAAUUUGGACGAACAGAAACUAAUUAACAGCCACUAUCCAAAGUUACUUUUUCAACAUCAAUGGACCUCAAGUUUCUGGAUAGGGCUCACUGAUGCCGUGUCAAGCGGAGUCUGGACCUGGGUGAAUAAUGUCACUGAAGACAACACAAUGUACUGGUUCCCUGGGCAGCCCACCACUGGAGAAAAACUGAACAAACACUGUGCUGUAUUUGGUCGCAGUAUUGUGUCGUGGAAGUCCUGGUUCAAUAGAGACUGUGAGCAUGAUCGGCUGAACUGGAUUUGCGAGAUGCCGCCGAGAUAG
This is a messenger RNA of Knipowitschia caucasica, 897 nucleotides long. NCBI's taxonomy places the organism in Eukaryota, Metazoa, Chordata, Actinopteri, Gobiiformes, Gobiidae. The record is from the annotation of a GenBank genome assembly.